Molecule: messenger RNA, 1665 nt
Organism: Melanotaenia boesemani (Boeseman's rainbowfish)
Lineage: Eukaryota; Metazoa; Chordata; Actinopteri; Atheriniformes; Melanotaeniidae
Gene: tyrp1b
Product: tyrosinase-related protein 1b
Exons: 9
Coding region: 64-1665 (533 amino acids)
Biological process (GO): melanocyte differentiation; melanosome organization
Cellular component (GO): melanosome
Molecular function (GO): oxidoreductase activity
Source: RefSeq, a predicted model, not a curated record
GACAGAAGAGGUAAAUUAGCCGACUCUUGGGGGGGACUGCAGUUUUGCAAACAGAGGAGCAGCAUGCACAGUCAGAGCAUUUGGAGAGUGGGUCUCGUGGUGGUGACCUUUUGUGCCAGCCUAUCGGUUGCCCAGUUCCCCCGGGAGUGCACCACUGUUGAAGCGCUGCAGAGUGGCCAGUGCUGCCCAUCUCCAACUGGGGUAGCAGGGGAUGAAUGCGGCGCUAGCACAGGAAGAGGGCAGUGUGUGACCAUUGCUGCCGACACCCGCCGCCAUGGACCCCAGUACCCCUAUUCCGGACGGGAUGACAGAGAGAGGUGGCCGCUGAGAUUUUACAGCCGCACUUGUCAGUGUAAUGGUAAUUUCAGUGGCUACAACUGUGGGCGAUGCAGACACGGGCUGACGGGACCAAACUGUGAUCAGAGAAUCUCUGUGGUAAGGAGGAAUCUAAUGCAGAUGAGCACAGCUGAGAAGCAGGCAUUUGUCAAUGCUUUGGACCAAGCUAAGAGGACCGUCCACCCUGACCUGGUCAUCUGUACAAGAAGGUACCAGGAGGUGUUUGGGCCUGAUGGCAACACCCCGCAGUUUGAGAACAUCACCAUUUACAAUUACUUUGUUUGGAGCCACUACUACUCUGUCAGUAAGACUUAUCUGGGGCCGGGCGAGGCCAGCUUUGGAGGAGUUGACUUUUCCCAUGAGGGCCCAGGUUUUGUCACCUGGCAUCGGUUUCACCUGCUGCAACUGGAGAGAGACAUGCAGGACAUGCUGGGUGAUGCCAGUUUUGCCCUGCCCUACUGGAACUUUGCCAUCGGAGGCAGUGAGUGUGACAUCUGCACCGACGACCUGCUGGGAGCGAGAAGCUCAUUUGACAUGAGCUCUAUCAGCUCCAACUCUGUGUUCUCACAGUGGAGGGUCAUCUGCGAGAACGUGGAGGACUACGACACCUUGGGCACAGUCUGCAACAGUACAGAGAGCAGUCCCAUCAGGAGGAACCCAGCAGGCAACGUGGCGAGGCCCAUGGUGCAGAAGCUGCCAGAGCCCCAGGACGUGUUGGACUGUCUGGAGCUCAACACCUUUGACACUCCUCCUUAUUACUCCACCUCUUCCGAGAGCUUCAGGAACACCAUUGAAGGCUACAGUGCCCCCCAGGGGAUGUAUGACCCUGUCAUUCGCAGCCUCCACAACCUGGCCCACCUUUAUCUGAAUGGGACAGGUGGACAGACUCACCUGUCGCCUAAUGAUCCUAUCUUUGUCCUAUUGCACACCUUUACUGACGCAGUCUUUGACGAGUGGCUCCGCAGGCACCAACCAGGUGAAAUUGUUUACCCCGAGGAGAACGCUCCGAUUGGACACAACCGCAGAUUCAAUAUGGUUCCUUUUUGGCCUCCUGUCACCAAUGCUGAGAUGUUUGUCUCAGCCCCAGAAAACUUGGGAUACUCAUAUGAGGUCCAGUGGCCAGUUCGUCCCUUAACCCUGUCUGAGAUCAUCACUGUGGCUGUCGUCAUGGCAGUGGUGGUUGUGGCAGUGCUGGGUGGCGUUGUUGGCUGCUUUGUGCGAGCUCGCUCUCACCGCUCGGCUGAGGCCCUGGAGCCCCUGCUGGGAGAGACGUUCCGGCGUUACUCAGAGGACGACAGGAGGCUGGAUAAGUCACAGUCUGUCGUCUGA